Messenger RNA from Papaver somniferum (opium poppy), 916 nucleotides. RefSeq lists its product as uncharacterized. The coding region runs from base 47 to 916 and encodes 289 amino acids. NCBI's taxonomy places the organism in Eukaryota, Viridiplantae, Streptophyta, Magnoliopsida, Ranunculales, Papaveraceae. The transcript is spliced from 5 exons. The record is from RefSeq and is a predicted model, not a curated record.
UUUGGUUUUUAACAUUGUUUUGAGAAUCUUGUUUCAGGUACCUACUAUGGACGGAGCAUAUUGGAGCAAUGGAUACAGUUUUCAACAACCUCAACAGUAUGAUAAUUGCCCACCAUCUAUGGGGUACAAUCAAAACCAAUUUAUUGGUUAUGAUGCAUAUCCUAGACAACCUUAUAGUGAUUUUCAUACAUACCAACAACAACCUUGUAGUGGGUAUGUAAGUCAAGCUCCAAGAGAGAACGCCACACAAGCCAAUUUCAGCAACACUUUUUCUUACCCGACUCCGAAUCGUAGUUAUGAUCAUUCACCCAUUCAAAGGGAAGAGUCAUGGGAAAGAGAACCUAUUGUAUCCAAUGGUGGCAAGCGUGUGAAUGUUAGAAAACUUGCAAAGAAAUUAUACAAGUUGGAAGAUGAUGGAGCCUCGGAAGAGCUUGCCGAUGAAAUUAGUAUGACCAUUCAUAUGGAACUUAAACGACGUCGUGAUAAAGGUUGGGAAACCUACGAUGAUUCUGAUUUCGGUGAGUCUGAAAAUGAAGUCGAAGAUGAGUGCAAUGGAGUUAUUAUGAGCAAAAGAACAAGAAAAAGUCCAUUCGGAGCGGAAAGGACAAAAAGGUCAGUUCAAUGGCGAGUGACACUUGGAACCAGCGAAGGUUAUGCAGCAAAGGAGGGAGCGAGUAAUGAUGUGGAUGCUCAUAAUGUGCUGAUGUUGAAGCUGCAGCAAGAACAAGAAGGUAACUGGGAUGUAGAGGCAGUGGUGUUACAGCUACAGAUUAACUGCGGAGUACUGGUGCAUAGGGAGAUGGCUGCACAUGGAGUUACAAAGAAUGUAGAGAUGGAGUUGGCAGAACGGAAAGGGAGUGAAUGGCUAUGGAUUCUGGGGGUGAGUGCAGCCAAGAGAGUGCCAGGGAAUGUAUAG